Oryzias melastigma (Indian medaka) is the source of this 1175-nucleotide messenger RNA. It is a transcript of the gene nfu1, whose product is annotated as NFU1 iron-sulfur cluster scaffold homolog (S. cerevisiae). NCBI's taxonomy places the organism in Eukaryota, Metazoa, Chordata, Actinopteri, Beloniformes, Adrianichthyidae. Gene Ontology annotation, biological process: iron-sulfur cluster assembly. The coding region runs from base 72 to 824 and encodes 250 amino acids. Gene Ontology annotation, molecular function: iron ion binding; iron-sulfur cluster binding. Gene Ontology annotation, cellular component: mitochondrion. The transcript is spliced from 8 exons. The record is from RefSeq and is a predicted model, not a curated record.
CGGACACAAUAGUACGUCAUUUCCGCUUGUGCAAUCUACACUUCCGUCCUGUUCAGGAAACCAUAACAAUCAUGGCGACGUUCGCACAGUUUGGAAGGUUGCUCGGUGUUUCAGCGAGACUUUUAAGACCGCUUGCUAGCAGAGGCUGUCCAACCUCUGGAUUUCCCUCACAAGCAACACGAGUCUCAAACAGAAUGCCACAAAACCCCAUUUGGGUUAUUCCUGGACGAACAAUGUUUGUGCAGACGCAGGACACGCCUAAUCCAAACAGCCUGAAGUUUCUGCCUGGCCGUAUAGUUCUUGAAGAAGGAACUAUGAAUUUUGCAGGCCCUCGUGAAGCAUACUGCUCCCCUUUAGCCAGGCAGCUCUUUAGGAUUGAUGGAGUUAAAAGUGUUUUCCUGGGCCCAGAUUUCAUUACCAUCACAAAGUCUGACGCAAAUAUGGAAUGGAAAGUAAUAAAGCCAGAUGUAUUUGCUGCCAUCAUGGACUUCUUUACUUCUGGACUUCCAGUCGUCAAUGAGGACAGCAAGCCCAGCGCAGACACAGCACCAUCCGAUGAGGAUGACGAAGUGGUUGCUAUGAUCAAAGAGCUUCUGGACACUCGAAUAAGGCCAACGGUGCAGGAAGACGGCGGCGAUGUCGUCUACAGAGGAUUUGAGGAUGGAGUAGUUAAGCUGAAGUUGCAAGGCUCAUGUACCAGUUGUCCCAGUUCUAUAGUUACGCUGAAGAACGGCAUCCAAAAUAUGCUCCAGUUUUACGUACCUGAGGUUGAAUCGGUGGAACAGGUAAAGGAUGAUGAGGAUGAAGAGGCUGCUCAAGUGUAACAAACUGAUUCCAAAGCUUUAUUACAUUUUCUUCUUUUCCCUCCUUUUUUUGUUGAUUUAUACUCAACAUAGCGUAACAUGCUAUACCACAGUUGUGCAGAAAUACAUGUUUUUAUUUCUAGAUCUUAAUUAUUUUAAUUGCUGUUAUUUGCUUUGUCAGUAUUUCAGAAGAAUUUGCAAAAUGACCGAUCACUAACAGAAAGAAAUUGUACAGUUUAAAUCACUUGUAUUUACAAUUGUAUUUAUUCUUUCAUUAUGUUACAUUUCAGCAAGCCUUCAGCUUGAAAACACAACCUGUGUAAUGUAUAUUAUAAUACAAUGUAUCUGUAUAAAUAAAGUUUGUUGAAAUAA